UUUGUGUUGUCCGAGUCACACGUAUCCAUAUUUGCGCAAAGUUCGAAGAAAUGGGGAAAAGAAAACGAGCUGAAAGUGAUAUGGUAAAUAGAAUAUUUAAAAAGUUAGUGAAAAGAAGAAAAAGAAUUAUUUCAUCAUCGUCAUCGUCCGAAGACUCGUCGAAUCAAGAUAGUUUGUUAUCACCCACGACAGAAGCUUCAGCUGGUGACCGAGAAAUUCAAGACGAAGUCCCAUUUGAGCUACCAAUGGAAGGCCAGCUAAUAGAGGAAAAUGACGAGUUGGAUCCAGAGAUAUUGCAACUAUUGGGCUCAGACCCGACACAAGACAAAUCUUUUGGAGAAAACAUACACAAAGAUUUAGCUUCACGAUGGAAACAUAUUUUGACUAACGGGUUGCUUAAGGAAGAGAAAAUUGAUCUCCUAAAACGAUACCUACCACCUGAAAACUGUUUAUAUAUGAAAGCACCUAUUCUAAACUCUGAAAUAAAAUCUGCAUUAUCCGAGAUUAACGUUAAGAGGGAUGUUUAUAGUGAACAAAAGCAAAAUCAAAUGUCAAGCUGUAUCUCUGCCAUCGGCAAAGCACUGAACUUGAUCUUAGCUCAAAAAGAAAGUUCUCAAGAAGUUAUAAAAACUUUGAGUGACGCCGGGCGAUUGCUAUGCGACACUCACUACAGAGAAUCCCUCUCUAGACGCUUUGCAAUUGUCAACUGUAUUAGUAAACAAAAAAGAGACGUAAUUAAAAAUACAAAAAUAGAUAACUAUUUGUUUGGUUCAAAUUUGUCUGAACACUUAAAGUCAUCAAAAGCUAUAUCAACUUCCGCAUCAGAGUUGAGAUUUAACAGCGCUAAAACGAAUCAGCUUCGCUCACAACCGAUCUACUCGGCUCGCAACCCGGUUACUUUAAACGCACGGGGGGCACCGCGAGCACCAGCUGCCGAGACGCGAGUGUACCCGGGCCAGCAUCGGCAGCCGCCGGCGCGAGCGCCAGCGCCCGCGCCGCGCGACUACCGACGUGCGCCGCCUCCGCCGACGACUCACCGCUCGAGAUACUACGCGUCAAGUCGCCGACGCUAAUUCCUUCGCAACAGGUACACAACGCAGUGACGUAUAAACCUACAGCCGGCAGA
Molecule: messenger RNA, 1126 nt
Organism: Pararge aegeria (speckled wood butterfly)
Lineage: Eukaryota; Metazoa; Arthropoda; Insecta; Lepidoptera; Nymphalidae
Exons: 2
Coding region: 51-1073 (340 amino acids)
Source: RefSeq, a predicted model, not a curated record